This is a messenger RNA of Impatiens glandulifera, 1359 nucleotides long. RefSeq lists its product as uncharacterized. The transcript is spliced from 4 exons. Gene Ontology annotation, molecular function: deSUMOylase activity. The coding region runs from base 1 to 1359 and encodes 452 amino acids. Gene Ontology annotation, cellular component: nucleus. Lineage: Eukaryota; Viridiplantae; Streptophyta; Magnoliopsida; Ericales; Balsaminaceae. Gene Ontology annotation, biological process: protein desumoylation. The record is from RefSeq and is a predicted model, not a curated record.
AUGAUGAUAUAUCCCCCCAGCAAAGCAGCCACCAAGCGUCGUAGCCUGCGUCACAUGAGUCCCCCAUCCGCAACUUCAACACCUCCAUCAUCACCGGCAUCUGCACGUGAACCGGCACCGGCAUCUCCUGUUCAGAUAAAGGAUGCCGAAGACAGUGUUGAAUUGGAGCAGAAGAAGAUUGAGAAUGAGAAUGAUCCGCCGAUAGAGAACAUUCUUCAUGAGGCAGUUGUCGAGAAUGAGAAGGUUGUUGAGGAUCCGCCGAUAGAGAACAUUCUUCUAGAGGCAGUUGUUGAGAAUGAGAAGGUUGUUGAGGAUCCGAAUGACAACCUUGUUGAAGAUUCUAUUGAAGUGGAGAACAAAGAAGAAAAGAAGGUGGGGAAGAAGGUGGGGAAGAAGGUGGGGAAGAAGAAAGAGGAAAAUGAUGAAGAUGAACUGAAAAUAUGCAAUACUCCUUCUCCUCUUCCUAAGAAAGACAUAUUGGUCACGAGAAGGAAUAGGAGGCCGAAGAAUGAUCCAGAUUUCACCGACCCUAAUCUGAAACAGCCCAAGUUAAAAGAUCCUAUCACCAUCAAUCCACUUCUAAAAUAUGACGAUCAACUUCUUCAUCAAUUGCAAACAUGGCUUAAAGAUCCAAAAACUGACGACACAAAAAUUGAGCUCCAUACUACGUUAGGUGAUAAAGCAUUAUUUCGUCAAUUGCUAAAAAGGUUCACCUGGCUGCAAGAUGAUGAAAUCGAUGCAGGCUGCUUCAUUCUGAGAAGAAGAUCUUGGCUAUAUCCAAAGACAUAUAAGAAGAACUUCUUUAUUGGAGAUUGUUGGCUCCACACCAGGUUCACUGCUGGUUACCCUGAAUUUAAGAAAAGUCGUAUUGAGUAUGACAUUGAAAACUUUUUCGAAUACUUCUUGGGCAAUGAAAACAACUUUAUGAAUAGUUGGAAAGUAUGCGAUCAUAUAUAUAUUCCUUUGAACAUCAAAGACGUCCACUGGAUACUUUGUGUUGUCCGUCUACAGCAAUGGCGCGUAGACGUAUAUGACUGCGAUCCUGGAUGUUAUGCUAAUCUUGAUGAAUUUGUGCUACCGAUGUGCGAAAUGAUUCCGGUUAUAUUUGACAAGGCAUUGUCUUUUGAAGAUAAACAAAGAUUUCCUCUGCUUAACCCUGAUUUCGUUUUGCCAUACAUAAGACUUCCAGAGUCAGAAGUCCCCAAAGCAACUAAGAGUGGAGAUUGUGGUGUCUUUGUACUAAUGUAUAUUGAGUACUUGACUGCAAACCUGAAUCUAGCAGAAGUGACCUCAAAUGAGAUGAAAGCUUGGAGAGAAAAGUGGGCAGUGAGGUUAUUUCAUGGACUUGUAGAUCCAUAG